AUGGGGUGCUUGGAGUGUGGGAAGAACUUCAGGCAGAGCAGCGCCCUGAUCCGCCACCAGAUGAUCCACACUCAUCAGCAGAUUUACUCCAAGGAAAGGCCCUUCUGCUCUCCAGACUGUGGGAAGGGCUUCAAGCACAGCUCCAACCUCGUCAAGCACUGGUGCAUCCACACAGGGGAGAGGCCCUACGAGUGUCCCCAGUGUGGGAAGAGCUUCACCCAGAGCUCUCACUUGACCAAACACCAACAGAGACACCGGUGA
This is a messenger RNA of Camarhynchus parvulus, 261 nucleotides long. Its product is annotated as zinc finger protein 773-like. The transcript has 3 exons. The record is from RefSeq and is a predicted model, not a curated record. Gene Ontology annotation, biological process: regulation of transcription by RNA polymerase II. Gene Ontology annotation, molecular function: DNA-binding transcription factor activity, RNA polymerase II-specific; RNA polymerase II cis-regulatory region sequence-specific DNA binding. Bases 1 to 261 code for a protein of 86 amino acids. NCBI's taxonomy places the organism in Eukaryota, Metazoa, Chordata, Aves, Passeriformes, Thraupidae.